AUGGCGCCAGUUCAGAAACAAACAAAACAUUGUGGCGGUGAGCUCACAACCAUUGAAACAACAAAGAUUGAUGAACACGAAGACGAAGUGGUCUUCGAGCUAUCUCCUCUGUGUUGCUCGACCACGGCCAACUCCAAAUGGGCCCUCGUCACCGUCGAUGGCCGUUUCAUCAAUGUAGAUCAUGAGAGUCGAUUAAGUGUCGCGUCUAAAGCAACACACACUGCCAAGCAGUUUGAAUUCGAAUUCGUCAAUGACUCGUUCGCCCUUCGCCACUCCAAUUCCCAACAGUACGUGUCGAUAGAUGCUUCCGGUCAACCAUUCUUGACCGCCAACAUCAACGACAUCGCUGGCAAGAUCGGCAUGGAGCUCGCCAACCGCACCUCACUCAUUCUCCAAGGCGAAUUCGGAUUCGUCAAGCGCGAAACAGGAGGAAGAAAAAAUAAAGUCAAAUGCAAUACGGCGGAUUACGACGAACUGAAUUUGACAUACGAACCGGAUACAAGUACAUAUCGGAUUACAGAUCAAGAUGGGAAUCCAUGGUGCAUGGACUCAUUGAAGGAACACGUCAUAGCUGCAUCCAUGGGUCAACCAACAUCUUUCAUCCUCGAGCUUCACACAAUACUUGGUAAAGCCAAGCUGGCCAUACGUCCUCUGCACCCAGACAAUGACUGUUUCCUAAAAGGCUACAAGAAUGGCGCCUUCACUGCAACAGGCGAUACGUUGUCAAAGGAAACCCUGUGGACAUUUAAUUAGAUCUUUAUGUCCGGUCUUGGGUGAUUCUGUUGUAAAGCAGUUUUUUCAACUGAACCGGAUACCCGCCACCGUUUUUUACCGAUUGUGUUAAAUAAAACAUGAAUAAAUCAUGAUCUGAUGAAAUAAAGUUAGCCAUAAAUACGUUCAAAGAGCCAGGCCUGACAACAAAGUUUCACAACUACAACGGGGAUAGAUUCGAGAACACAAUACUAUACUGAAAAUGUCCUUCAAGUGGCAAUUCAAAGAACAUCUGGGGUCUUUGUCGAAAAUUUGUGAACCGGAACAGCAGUUUCGUCCUAUUUAGUUUCGGAGCUGACGAAUGAU
Lytechinus variegatus (green sea urchin) is the source of this 1077-nucleotide messenger RNA. RefSeq lists its product as uncharacterized. Lineage: Eukaryota; Metazoa; Echinodermata; Echinoidea; Temnopleuroida; Toxopneustidae. The record is from RefSeq and is a predicted model, not a curated record. The transcript has 4 exons. The coding region runs from base 1 to 753 and encodes 250 amino acids.